Molecule: messenger RNA, 1323 nt
Organism: Verticillium alfalfae VaMs.102
Lineage: Eukaryota; Fungi; Ascomycota; Sordariomycetes; Glomerellales; Plectosphaerellaceae
Product: mitochondrial outer membrane protein involved in mitochondrial shape
Exons: 3
Coding region: 1-1323 (440 amino acids)
Biological process (GO): phospholipid transport; mitochondrion organization
Cellular component (GO): ERMES complex
Molecular function (GO): lipid binding
Source: RefSeq, a predicted model, not a curated record
AUGUCUUACUCGGGCGACGCCUUCUUGACGUUGAAAACACGCGUCCAAGCGAACCCCCUGGCUUCGUAUCUCUACUCCAAGCCUACGUUCACGUCACCUCAGCCCUUAGCGGCUUCUUCGGGACUGACAAUUCCCCUCUCCAUCACACUGUCCGACAUCAAGCUGUCGGCGUUCAUCAUUCUCGUCUUUUCCAAGCAAAAGGGCUUGACCCUGGUGUUCCGCAAUGACCCACUUGAGUCGCUCAAGGUCUCAUCGACCUUUGACUCGAUUCAGUUUGUGCGCGAUUACCUCCAGAGGACCAUCGAGGGCCAGCUGAGGACGUUGAUGAUGGAUGAGCUGCCGGCCAUCAUCCAUCGCCUGUCGCUGCAGCUGUGGUGCCCGGACCAGGCCCAGAAGAAGGACGAGGAGGCUGCAAAGGAGCAGGCCGAUGAGACGGCUGUGGAUCCCUUCUCGAGCCCGCCUCUGGAUCCCGUUGACGCGCACGGCAACCUGCUCGAUCCCAAUGACAUUGCAUCCAUGUCCCUUGAGGGUGGCCCCGAGGUCCAGUCGCUCUUCUCCCAGAAGAACCUGCUGCGCCUCGGCGCUCUCAACGACUCGCACAGGACCUUUUCGCUGUUCACCCCGAACAUCCGUGAUGUCGUAUUCCGCGCCUGGACGGGCAACGUCGUUUCCGAUUCGGCUUGUAACACGCCCCCCACGGCCACGCCGAGCCUGUCCAAGACCAACUCGUUUGCCGGCACGGCGACGGCGACGACGUACACCUUCUCCGACACGGCAAGCGCAUCGCACGGCUAUCUUCCUUCGAGACCUUCUCUCGUGAGCCUCAACUCAGCCAUGUCAGGUCUUGCCAUGGGCUCCAACACGCGAUCCAAGUCCUACACGGGCCGCAAGAAGAAGACGAGAGUCGUCAACCUGAGGCGCACCAAGACGGCUCUUCCUGAAGAGAGCGAAGCAGGUGACACCAACUCCGACUCGGCAUCCGUUGCCGCCUCGUCUACAGAGCCCCUCAUGACGAGCUCCAUCUCUGAAGAGCCCGAGGAUGAGGUGCGCCUCCCGAAAGUGUUCCCCACGGCACCCAUCGUUGCCGACAACGCCCGGGACGUGCAGCCCACGCCCAGCACCCCGCUGCGACGAGUUGAGAAGGCCCGCCGCUUCGAAGCUGAGAAUGCGCCGUCGGAGAACCUCGAGCCCGACUGGAUCAUGAAGAUGGCCGGCGAGAUUGCCCGCCGCGUCUACGAUGAGAAGAACCGCCACCAACAGCAGGGCGGUUUGUGGGACGAGCGUGAUCCCAUGCCGCCCCCAGCGUACGAAGCCACCAACUGA